This is a messenger RNA of Acyrthosiphon pisum (pea aphid), 537 nucleotides long. RefSeq lists its product as uncharacterized. The record is from RefSeq and is a predicted model, not a curated record. NCBI's taxonomy places the organism in Eukaryota, Metazoa, Arthropoda, Insecta, Hemiptera, Aphididae. The coding region runs from base 1 to 537 and encodes 178 amino acids. The transcript has 3 exons.
AUGCCUAGAAGCAGACGAGGUAUUAAACGAAAAUUACCCAAUCAAACUGAUUUGGAGUGUACUGUCAAUGAAGUUCAAGGAAAUAGUCUAACAGUAUCAGAAGCUAGUUUGAAUAAAGAUACUUAUAAUUACACAUCCAACAUUAAUCACCGUCGAGUAUUCACAGUAGACGAAGAAAAAGAAUUAGUUGAAUACUUAAAAAUGUCUGCGAGGUUACAGUACAGUCUUACCAAAACUGACACUAGAAAAUUAGCAAAUCAGUUUGCAGUAAGUAAUGGUAAACAUGUGAAAGAAUGGGAUAAAUCUGAAGAAGCUGGCAAAGAAUGGAUGAGAGGUUUUUUUAGCCGCAAUAAUACACUAUCGCUCAGGAAGACUGAGCCUACUAGGAAUUCCACAGUCCAUGUACCUCCAAAAAUAAUUGCCACUAAGGGGAGUAAACAAGUUGGCUGUAUGACCUCAGGUGAACGGGGAAUAAAUGUUACCAUGAUUUGUGCUAUAAAUGCUGCUGGCAACCAUGUUCCACCCAUUAAAAAUUGA